CUAGUAAAUAUGCUUGUAACCGUAAUUGUCAAUACAAAUAAUAAAGAAAUAAAAAAAAUUGUUAAAUUAAAAGAAAAAACAUAUCUGUAACAAAACAUAUUGACUACAACUGAUCCGCGCUGGAGAGUAAAUCAGCUUAGACACAGUUUAACUAUGGCUUAGAUUUGUGACAAAUUAGCGUAUUCUGCGUAGGUUACAUAUUUCUGUGUUCUGAUCCCGGGGUUCUGAUAGGAGUUAAUCAUAAGGUUUGUGAUGUUUGACACGAACAUGCAUCAUGAAAUACAUAUGACAAAUGCUGCGUGACACAGCAUAAGUUUAACAAGAAUCCUUAAUUCACAAAUAAUCAUAAAGCUUCUUUAGGUGGAACACUUGACCUGUUUUGGUUGUUACUACUGAUAAAGUACUGAGUUCUAGCAAGAAACUGAAUGUGUUAUGUACACAGUAUUCUAUAAGUGAAAAAUAACUAUAAUCAACUAAUGAAACAAACUCCACAUUUUAUAUUACGUCUUGCCAGCAAACAAUUAACUUCGUGAGCAAAUUGAGUGAUUCCGCCUAAUUACAACUGUUAUUUUAAUCCGUAGCUCGCAUCGAGAAUCAUUUGAGCCCGCAGUUGUUGGCAAUCAAUUAGCGGCUGACUCUGAGUUCAUCACGAAUAAAUCAUCAGUCGAUACGAGUUUUUUACCCGACGUUGAUCUCCUUUGUAUUUAAGUGUUAUAUAUAUCUUAUAACUCUUGAAAAUUUGUCAUGUGACCGUUAUCUUGUCAAUAAUAGACCACCGCUCUGGCAAACUAAAAUUUAGAGCUCACAGGAAACGAAAAUAAGCAGAAUUGCAAACGAUACCGUCACCAGCGCUUUAAUUUUCACUGAGUAUUGAAAUGUCUUACUUAAAUGACCUCAUUAAGUCUGACAAAUGAGUCUCACAAGUAAAUCAAAAUCUUUUGUCUCAAACAGUUACAAUGAACAGAGUAUUAAAAGUGUUCGUCGCUAUUCCUGUUUUAGUUCUUGUAACUAUUGUGAUAUACGUGAGUCAAGGAAAAACGAGUCUGUAGUGAAAACUAACCGCACCAAAACCAGAUUAAAUGUGAUUUUGUUGACGCAUAUAAGCUCUGGGUCGACAAUUGUGGAAAAUAUGUUUAAUCUCCAUCCCGAUGUGUUUUAUAUUUAUGAACCUCUGAACACUCUUAGAAGAGACAUUGAUACGAAUGGGUGGCGUGCCCUUCAAAUGCCGAGCAACGAUGCCUACAAACAAGACUUCUUGACUCUGCUUCGCGACUUAUUCACUUGUGGCUUUGACGAAGAAAGAACGAUAGAGUUAGCUUUCCCCAAAUGGGUUAGAGACCUCAACGCAUGGUAUAAUUCAUCGACAAUCACAGUCACUAAGAUCAUGCAAACAAGACUUCCCAGAGAAGGUGGAAUUCGUGAACUCGAGCAGGUGUGCCGCUCAGAUCCUAUUAAGUUUGACUGUUUAAUUGUUCACCUGGUCAGAGAUCCACGCGCUGUCCUUUCUUCUCUAAUUCCGCGACGUUUCUUCAUGAAGGGGCCAGUCGCAAAUCUGUUUACACAGACGCCAAUGUCUCCCGAAGGAAUAAAACUUCUGAAGGAAAAUGCGCAAACGCUAUACGCGCUUGUGUCAGAAAACUUAGAUUACGUUCUUGCAGAAUGGUCAAAUUGGUUCAAAAGGCGCUACAUUCUGGUCCGUUACGAAGACAUUAUCAGCAACAUUCCAAAAGAAGUGUUCGAUAUAUACAAAUACUUUGGUCUUCCUAUGGUGGAUAUCAUUACCAAUUGGAUUAAGGGCAUUCCGCCUCCAGGCCGGGAUACAUCGCGAUACUUGGCGCUGGUUAUAUCGAAAACUGAUACCGCUUCAAUCGAGAAAUGGAGAUUUCGCCAAAAGCCUUCGCUGAUUUCUUCGUUUGAAGAGGCUUGUAGCCCACUGAUGAAAACUGUAGGCUACAUUUCAGUAAAUGGCUCCGAAAAUCUUCAACACGACAAGAGCAAGCCGCUACGAACUGCAAAAAUACCAUUCCUUACAGGCCUCCGCGUGCAAGAACCAGCCUGAACUGAUAAACACGAAGUUAAGGUUUCUACAGAAAACUGUUAUUGAUUUGGGUUAAGCUUAAAAGCAAAAAAUGCUGCGAAUCUGAGGAAAGAAAAAAUAUUUAAAGGUUUAUUGUGUUUUGCUGUGUAAGAUUUACGUUAAUGAUGUAUGUAGAAAUGUAUAUGUAACCAUUCCAUUAUUUCACGAAAUACAGGCGCAAAGAAAGUGGUUCCCAGAUCUCCUUCUGCGAUAAUCAGGAACUGAAACUGCUACAAUCAACCUCGUACCCAGGGUCUCUCUCCUUCCUGCUCUCUUGAGCGAGAGAGGGCAGGAAGAACCGAGACCCGAGAACCGAGGUUGGGUUACUAUUCUAAUUCUCCAAGUUUGAUAGUCUGUGUUCUAAGAUUUCAUUUUAAUUACUCUGACUUCUUCAAACAGUCCAGAAAAGAUUGGACAAGGACAUUUCUUUGUAUGGUAUGCAUACCAUUGGUUGCCAAUGUAAUAAAUUUCCUGCCAAGAAAACCAGCCCGCAAAUCUGGUCGAGUUUAUUCACUUCUCUUAUAUAAUUUUGUGGCAAAAACCUUAUUUAGGUUAUGUUUUACUGCCAAAAGUGUGUCCACGGUUUGAUCAAGUUUGAUUGGCAAGGAUACAGUUGUUAAUUUUAGUGCGGCCAUUUUAAGAAGGUAAAAGUUGUAAGUUUAGUCAUACAGAACUGUAGUAUUUGUAUUCAGUUCCUCGCGAGCAUGGGGUGGACUCACUUGUUCAAUUUUGUGGAGGUUGGAAAUUUUAAAGUAACACAUUUGCUCCUACCUCCAAUGAAGUUAAGGAAAAAUUAUAAGUAUGUAACUCAUAAGUAGAGUAUAAUUAUGCAUAUUCUAUGAGGUCCUAGUUUAUUAUGUGCGUAUACAAAUAAUUAGAUUAUUUAGUAUAUUCACUAAUUAACACAUCAUGCAUGUUACAGCUGGUGCUGUAAAAUCUUUCAUUUUACUAAAGAGCAAUGCAAUAAAAGCCUAGACACCUUA
Orbicella faveolata is the source of this 3060-nucleotide messenger RNA. Its product is annotated as carbohydrate sulfotransferase 3-like. Lineage: Eukaryota; Metazoa; Cnidaria; Anthozoa; Scleractinia; Merulinidae. The record is from RefSeq and is a predicted model, not a curated record.